Messenger RNA from Frankliniella occidentalis (western flower thrips), 706 nucleotides. RefSeq names its product kinesin-like protein KIF6. Gene Ontology annotation, biological process: microtubule-based movement. NCBI's taxonomy places the organism in Eukaryota, Metazoa, Arthropoda, Insecta, Thysanoptera, Thripidae. Gene Ontology annotation, molecular function: microtubule binding; microtubule motor activity; ATP binding. The transcript has 6 exons. The record is from RefSeq and is a predicted model, not a curated record. Bases 194 to 691 code for a protein of 165 amino acids.
GCAACAUUACUUUCUUAUGUCGAAACUAAUCUUUAAAAUUGAUUGCACCUUGUUGAGCCAAUCGAAUUGUAAAUUAUUGGACCCUGUAUGAGCGCGCUGAGCGCGCGCCGCAGAAACAAGUCAGUUUUCGAGUCGGCAGUGCCGUUGUUGGCCGCCAUUAUUUCUGUGUUCAAGUUAUUUAUUUCUUUUAAAAAUGGUUAAAAAUCCUAUAAAAGUGUACGGACGAGUUAAACCAGUGCUCAACAAAAAUCAAGCUGAGGAAUAUGAAAUCCACGACACAGCGGACGACUUUCAAACACUCAAUUUCAAUCUCAAACCACACGGAUUUUUUAAUGCGAAACCCGAAAGUCUUUCGUUUAGAUUUCAGAAAGUUUUCAAUACUUCAAACCAAGAGGAGGUUUUUAGCAUAGUCGCCAAGCCAGUAGUUGACAGCGUGCUUCAGGGGUAUAACGGAACAAUCUUUGCAUACGGGCAGACGGGGAGUGGAAAAACAUACAGCAUGACGGGCGGGCUUUCGCGAUACGAAGACCGAGGAGUCAUUCCUCGCACGAUCCAGCACAUUUUCAAGCAUUUUCUGGAGGCAGGCCUGACUCACUCCACCUUCAUCUCGUACCUGGAGAUAUACAACGAGUGCGGCUACGACCUCCUCAACCCGAACCACAAAGUGUCCAAGCUGGACGACCUGCCGUAGGUGGAGGGCGUAGCG